This is a messenger RNA of Dicrocoelium dendriticum, 1578 nucleotides long. NCBI's taxonomy places the organism in Eukaryota, Metazoa, Platyhelminthes, Trematoda, Plagiorchiida, Dicrocoeliidae. The record is from the annotation of a GenBank genome assembly.
AGGUGUCACAACAUGAGAAAACGAAUCUUAUGACGAUUCAAAACUUGGCCAGUGUUUUCGCUCCAAAUGUCUUGCGGCCGGUGGAUUGUGAUUUGGACGUUGAAAUGGCCGCUUCCCCCAUCAUAUCGCUGACCGUAGCGGAACUUAUUCGUUGUCAUGCACAGCUUUUUCGAUUGCACCUUGCUCCACGUCGUUUCGCGGCUGCUAAUGGUUCGGUUGUCUCUACACAACGGCGGCAAAAGUUGGUCCGAAGACGAAGGUCACAUCAUACAGCUGACACAAUACUACUCCCACCUCCGCCUUAUCACACUCCACCGCAGCCUAUUUUGGGGCACAGGGCACCAGAAUCUAAUGGUGACAUCGAGGAUAAUUGUAGAUCGUGGAUUCAGCGACCUGCUCAGCAGAAAUUCAGGGCGAUCCCAAGGGACUGGCCGCCCGGAGUAGAUCCGAAUAUCCCUCCUGAAUUAUGUAGGCAAAUGGACGUAUGGAACGAGAAGACCGGAUAUUCUGACAAUACUGGAAAGCUUCAUUUUAUAGGAACUUAUGAUAAUAUCAUGCCGGAAAAUCUUUCUGUACAAACGCCAUAUCCAGCUGUUUCAACCUUCUAUGAAAGAGACUCGAGACUACCCUACGGCCCUAGGGAAAUCUUCGAGAAUUUACGGCCAACAAAUCACGAUAACCUUACCUUUUCUUUGGACAAAUCCCACUCAGAUUCAUUGCCGCAUCCAAGGAUGAACCGCUCAGUUACAGCUCACUCUCAUCUCAAUGGUAUCCAACGUUCCACCCAGCAUCAGGAUCGGCGGCCGUGCAAUGCUCCCGCCGGUUGUGGGGUCGUAACCCAAGCGGAUGACAGCGCGCUCUCCUCCUCCUACAGCAGUGAUUUCGAGUCUUUACGAUUGUGGCACGACAAAACAAGACUAUCAAAUAGGACAGUGAACUCCCCAAUCCGAACAUUUACCUUGAACACCCACACAGCACCUCACAACUUUGUCGAAUAUCCGGCCUACAGCAAAAUUUCUACAGUGCCGUUCCUAACCCAAAAGCCUUACUCCGACAGCGAUGCAUCUCUUGAUCGAUGUGUCAAGCCCGACCACAAAGCUUCAACCUUAAUUCCCGGAUGUACUGCAGUCAACCCUAUCUCAGCCGAAGAUCAGACCCAAUACUGGCAAACGUUGGCCAUUAGAGCACGUGCUGAGGCAGCAGGGCAACGUGCUAGGGCACACAGUUUGAGCAGGGAACUCAAAAAAGUACAAUGUGACCUAAACAUGGCUAGGCUAGAAAUCCGUUUACUCAGGCAAGGUUUGGCGAAUAGUGGAGAUUAUACGGCUGUGGAUUCGUAUCAAAACCCAGGCAACCUACGACACCGCGCAAACAAUGGAAUUUGGCCUUCAUAAUGGGACAAUUUGCAAUAUAAACAAUCUUUUGUACAUAUCAGCCAGUAUCCCGGCACUAGUUAUAUUUCCUAGAAUUAAUUAUGGUUGUUGAUGUACCACCGAUCUACCUUAGAAUUAUCUUUUUUCCCCACUGCUAUCGGUGACAAUGUAUUUUGCCAGAAUAUAUUUCUUUGACUAUUGUGCA